Molecule: messenger RNA, 1659 nt
Organism: Lichtheimia ornata
Lineage: Eukaryota; Fungi; Mucoromycota; Mucoromycetes; Mucorales; Lichtheimiaceae
Exons: 9
Coding region: 1-1659 (552 amino acids)
Biological process (GO): secondary metabolic process
Molecular function (GO): CoA-ligase activity
Source: RefSeq, a predicted model, not a curated record
AUGGUCAUUUAUAAGCCCACCAUCUAUGACUGGAUCAAGUUGCCGGAUCAAGACAUUUGCUCGUUUCUUUUUUCUCCAAGUGAAUACAACCAGCGACUACCCCUGGAUCGCACAGCGGUGAUUGAUGGAUUGACAGGAAGAAGCCUAACGUAUGCACAAGUCAAACAACGUGCCGAACACCUUGCAGCAGCUUGGCAAGAUGAAGUGGGUCUGAAGCAAGGGGACAUUGUUGCUGUGUUUGCUCCCAAUCAGUAUGACACGGUGGUCUUGUAUCUUUCAUUGCUCGGGGCAAAAUGCACAAUCACGCCUGGAAAUCCAUACUAUACUGAGAACGAGUUUUUGCAUCAAAUCAACAACUCUGGUGCUCGAGCAUUGGUCACGGUGCGUGAGUUACUCCCCACACUUUUAAAAGUGUGCGCAAAGGCAGGCACUAUUCCAAAAGAACGUAUCUUUGUUUUUGGUGAAACCGAUGGCGAGGAUGGUAUACCAUCACUCGAUUCGCUGAUAAAAAGCAGUACACGGCACGUACAGUUUCCUCUCAAGGAUGCGUAUCGCAUUGACCCCAAAAAUGAUGUCGCCUUUAUCAAUUACUCAAGUGGUACCACAGGGCUGGCCAAAGGUGUGAUGUUGACCCAUCACAAUAUCAUCUCCCAAGUGUUUGUGCAGCUUGCCAAAGAUCGUGAGAUUGACAAGGAUACAGACAUUGGUAUUGGUUUCUUACCACUCUAUCAUAUCUAUGGAGUGACGGUGUUAUGCUUUAAUGCGUUCUACAAAAUGCUGCCCUUGGUCAUUAUUCCACGCUUUGAACUCAAGCUGUUCUUGGAUCUGGUCACAAGAUACAAAAUCACCAUUGCAAGCAUAGUUCCACCCGUUGCUGUGCAGCUAGCCAAGGAUCCUUUGGUACUCAAAUACGACCUCUCAGUGGUACGCCAUAUCAAUUCGGGAGCUGCGCCAUUGGGUAAAGAGCAUGUUGACGCCUUGAUAAAAAGGAUGCCUUGUGCCAUUCUCACAAACCUAUAUGGGUCGACCGAAUCCACUGGAGGGGUUAUCACACAAAGACCAUCUGGGGGUCAUCCGGGAUCGGUGGGAAUUCUUGGUCCCAAUACUGAAUGCAUGAUUGUGGAUGAACAAGGCAAUGAAUUGGGACCUGACAAGGAAGGUGAAAUUUUAUUGCGUGGUACUUCCAUCAUGAAAGGGUAUCUCAACAAUCCCGAAGCCAAUGCCAAAGUGUUUACGUCGGAUGGAUGGAUGCGUACAGGCGAUGUGGGUCGCUAUGACAGCAAGACUAAAGAAUUUUACAUUGUGGAUCGGUUAAAGGAGUUGAUAAAGUACAAUGGGUUCCCUGUGGCACCUGCAGAGCUUGAGUCGUUAUUAUCCAACAUCCCUGAAGUGAUUGAUUGUGCUGUCAUUGGCGUGUACAGUAAUAGCCAAGCGACCGAAUUGCCACUUGCAUUUGUGGUUGUCAGACCUGGGGUGGAUGCAAAUAAGGCUUUGGAAGACAAAAUCAAGGCGUAUGUUGCAACUCACGUUGCUGGUUACAAGCGUUUGAGAGGUGGUGUACGUUUUAUCGACCAGAUCCCAAAGAGUCCGAGCGGCAAGAUCUUGAGGCGGUUGUUGAGAGAUACUAUUAAAAGAGAGGCUAUGGCAUCUAAGCUAUAA